Formica exsecta is the source of this 2166-nucleotide messenger RNA. Its product is annotated as protein FAM151B. The record is from RefSeq and is a predicted model, not a curated record. The coding region runs from base 213 to 1175 and encodes 320 amino acids. The transcript is spliced from 5 exons. NCBI's taxonomy places the organism in Eukaryota, Metazoa, Arthropoda, Insecta, Hymenoptera, Formicidae.
GUCGACCAACCGCUCCUCUCGUGGAGACAGCCAGUCGUUUCGAGGCCGUCGAGUUGACCGGGCGUCUUGCGGAAGAGUCGUGGAAGAGCCGCGUCGGUUUGUGCUGUGUGUCUUUCUCUCUCCCCAUCGCUUUUGCCUCUCUCUCACGCCGAUCCGUCCCUUCUUUUGUCGGGCACCCCAUUGCGAUUUCGGUACACCCGGCAUCGAGGACCAUGGCGAGUACCAUGAUCACGACGAUCGCGAUACUGCUAACGGUGAUCCAGGCUGCCAUGUGCAACAACAACAGCCCGUCGCCUGUCGCGCCGGAUCCGACCAAGUUCUUCCCCAAAAUCAAAGGCAAUCUCACGAAGAUUGUCUGGGCGCACGCCGUCAAUAACCUGACGGAAUUGGAGAGAGCACUUUCGUCAGAGGACAUCAUGAUGCUGGAAGCCGAUGUCGUUAUGGGAAAACUUAACAAUACUAUCAAUCAGACUGAUAUCCCGAUAAUGGCGCAUCCACCGGCCAUUGAGAGUGACCUGUCGCUCGAGAAUUUCCUCGAGCUCAACAUUCGCAACCAUACUAAGGGCAUCAAGCUGGACUUUAAAUCCAAUCAAGCGUUCGAGAAUAGCAAGCCCAUUCUCACAAAACUGCGAGCAAACCUAACGUUCCCGGUAUUCCUCAAUGCGGACAUUAUUCCUGGACCUGUGAACGCUCCUAAUGCUUCGCUUAAUGCGAAAGAUUUUCUGAAAGGAGCUAACGGAAUUAUACCAGACAGCAUCCUCUCCGUCGGCUGGACAACCAGAUAUGGAAAAGAAUUCGGCAUCACCGAGGGUGGAUAUAGUUUGAAGCAGAUUCAAACCAUGAUCGACACUCUGAAGGAAAAUCAAGUUACCCAACCGGUAACUUAUCCCGUGCGAGCCGGCCUCGUGGCGAACAAUAUCGAUGCCAUAAAGACGUUAUUGAAGAACACGACGUUCACAAACGCGACACUGACGAUCUGGUCGUCGGAUGGUGAUUCCGUUAACGCCGCGGAGCUCUCGAAAUUGAUCAGAGACGUGGGAGUCGAUAAGGUCUACGUGGACGUGCCGGAAGACCUAAAAAACAAACUCCAAUUCUCGGCCGCAUCCACGAUGAAUGCCGCGAUGAUAAACCUAGCCGCAUCGAUGGCGUUCCUCGUCCUCUCGAGGAUGCUGUGAAAUCGAAACGUGGACGUCGAGUGUAGGACUUGUGACGAGAUUCGAGAAAAGAGGAGUCUCAACCUCCUUCCGUACGAGUCUCUUAACAAAGAAAGUAUGAACAAACGACAAAAUCCGAUAGCGAUCGCAUGUCGUGAAUAUUAUUUGAUUACCAUCGCGAUCGUUCGAUCGGAUUUUUGUCUGAUUCAUUGCGGCUAUACUUCCUAAAAUGUACCUCUGAAGAUACUCGAUUCGUCGCAACAAUAAUUUCCAUCAAUUAACAAAUGAUUAUUAUUAAUAAUUUCCAUAAUAUAUAGGAUAUUCUCCACGCGGAAUUUCGAUUUACCGAUAUAAUUUGUACUUAAAAUCAAAUUAUUCAAACGAUAUAAAAAAAAAAUUCCGUUGAACCAUAUUCUUUUAUAAUAUAUUUGACGCAAUAUAAGUCAUAAUAUAAAGAGGUAUCUAUAUAAGGACAGACGUGUUUCGAAUAUUCACAUAUCGCGAGAGUAACUUUAAUACCGUUAAACAUUGUAAUGCUAUGUACCUAUUAUCAAUUAAUGUCAAAAAAAAAACUCCUUAAUAUUGCAUUACGCUUUGUUAAAGAAAUACAUCUAUGUAUGGAGCGAUUAUAGAAUCGAUCGCACAUUUAAAAGAAUCGUUGUAUAAAGAAUAACAAGUACUCGUAAAAAAUGCGCAUGUAAUAAAUUUCUUUCAUCUUUUUUUCUUAAAGUGUUAUAAGGAGAAAAAGCGUAUUUUAUGUGUAACUCUAUAUUCUAAAUGCUACGUGUAUUGUACUUGCCGCGCACAUUCAUCCUGUUUAAUGUCCUUUCGCAAUAUACACUGUAUUAUUCUCUAUACCUGUGUUAAACAUGUCUCCGAUCUAGGUGCAGCGAAGGAUAAUAUUUAGUCUCUACAUAAGCUACAUAUCUAAACCAAAGGAUUAAAAAUGCAGUAUACGAUGCGAGUGCAUUGCGUUUGAUAACGAGUCAAUAAAAUAAUACAUAAAAAAAUA